Molecule: messenger RNA, 4644 nt
Organism: Zasmidium cellare ATCC 36951
Lineage: Eukaryota; Fungi; Ascomycota; Dothideomycetes; Mycosphaerellales; Mycosphaerellaceae
Exons: 1
Coding region: 1-4644 (1547 amino acids)
Molecular function (GO): guanyl-nucleotide exchange factor activity
Source: RefSeq, a predicted model, not a curated record
AUGGCCACGGUCAUCCCAGGCCCGCCUGCAUUGUCAGGAGAGCUGGCCCUCUUUCACACCACCGAUCCGCUUCUCAGCAACUCCCCCGUGCUCGUCUUCCAUGGCCCCGCGUCCACCAUUGGCGCGACCAGCUCGCGCAUACAGGUUCACGUCUUCACACCUGCCGGCCUCGCUUCCUAUUCGCGCCUCUCCGUUUCCCCGAACUCGCCAUUCUACUCGGCUGUCAGCAACUUGCCACGUGAAGAGCAGGGUGAUGAGGUCUGCCGCGGUUUGGCCUUUGGCUUGAAGAAGUACUUCGAGGAGCUGUCGGAGGCCGUGAAGAAGACAUGGGCAUCGCAGGUCAAGACGCCUUCGCCUGGUGCGUUGUUUGGGGACGAUCAUAUCGCCAUCUUGGCGACUCGCAUGAACAAGGUGGAGAAUGUUGACGAUGUGGUUGGCGACAUCUCAGAGGCAUUCUGUGAGCAGCGGUUAUCCUGGUUGGACAUCGACGUUCUUCUUCCCGCGGGCACUAUUGCAGAUCGAUCCGAUUCGGCUAGAUCCGAGGAUCUGGACGAUCAUGAACUCCUUGUGCAGAGAUAUGGACGAUAUGCGGAUCUGAUUGAGAGCUUGGGCGACGUUACUUUCCUGCCAACUUCAAAGCUGAAGCGUGCGCCAUCCAAGGCCAAUGCCAUUGGACGAAGCACUUCUUUCACCAAGCAACAGAAGGAGAACGUCCGCAAGGAACUCCAGGAACUGCUGAACACUGAACAAAGCUAUGUGGGGCGUCUGGAGGAGUUGCAGGGACUGUCCGGGAGGCUCGGAGCAGACUUGAAAGAGAGUCUGCAACAGCAGUUGGCCCAGAUCUUUCCACCCAGCAUUACUCAGAUCUUGGAAAUCAAUUCGGGUUUCUUGGAUGCUAUUAAGAGUGUUGUCGAGAGUACGGAAGCUGCAGCGGAAGACGACAUCGAGAAUUCGCAAGAAAUUGAUCCCAACACACCUGUAACACCGGAGCCAGGAUCUGACUUGCAAGGAGUCUAUCCAAUUGCACAAUGCCUACUCGAAUGGUUUCCAAGGUUCUCGGAUCUCUACAAAGACUACCUCAGCAGCCACGCACGCGCCUCGCAAACAUUGCGCGUGCUUCUUCGCAAUGGCGAUUCGUUGACUAGCGAGUUGCAGGACGUUGGUGAACAAAAGCUUAUAUCACUACUUAUCGAACCGGUCCAGCGACUCCCACGCUACAAUCUCUACAUCGACAGCAUUACCAAGCAGCUUCCUGCCCGUCAUCCAGCCCUCAGACCAUUGCUCAAAGCCCGCGAUAUCAUCACAGAGACAUGUGCGGAAAACGAAGGCACCGAAGCUACUGCCGUUGUUGAGCGAUUGCGCGCACGAACCCUGGGCUGGCCCGCAGAUAUCGACAUCAAAGGACGUCUGAUCACGGGAGCUGACUUCGUCGAAUUAUGUCCACCACACAGCCUCGAACGAUGCGAUGGAGUUCGUGGAAUACUGCUCCUCUUCACGGAUGGUAUUGUGGUUGUGGAAAAGUCGGGCAAGGGCAAGACGACCGCCCGUUCCCUGGUGACUGAGCUAGAGAGCGGAUCGCUCCCAGCAAGAUCAGUGGAAAGUCUAUCUGACACUGCUGGAGACCUGCAGUUCGUACGUCGGUUACAACUCGAUGCUGUGCAACUGACAGAGAGUCACGAUGGCCAGGCGUUGCAGCUGCUUACCUUCUUUGAGCUGGCAAUGGGUGCUCUAGCUGCAAGAGAGGCAAUUCUAGAUUCUUGUCAGAUUGUACGCCUGGAGAACAUGUACGAUGGAAAGGUCUCUCGAUUCAUCGAGGAGGUCUGCAAGGCGAGAGUAGAGAGUCGUUUCUCAGAAGCAGAGCGUGAAUCAGCCAGCUGGGACUUCCGUGCUACUGACGUCGCAUCAGACAGUCUGAGCUUGCUCAGUGCAGUGUUUGAGGAUGCCAACGUCGAACACGUCAACGCCAGAGGCAGCAAUGCUGCCAUACGAAUCGUUGUGGAUGCUGAGCGACAUGAUGAGCGACCAGUUGCUGGCCAAAGCGGCAUUCGGACUAUCGUCAACCUAACUCCUGGGCGAGAAGGACUGUGGCGCAUGGCGAUAGAUUCGAUCGAUGGCGGUCUUGGACGUGAGCACAUCGAAACGCCAGACCUAGUGCCUGCGAUCCGUAGAAAGCUGGCAUCGUUGAUAAGCGGCCGCUUUGCAAUCGAACAGCCUGCCAUGACAGCUUGCAUGCUAGGUCGGAACCUGGAUGUCUUGCAGUCGCUAGAUUUGCAAAUCGUUCUGCAAGACGGCGACGGAGACCGCACGCAGCUUGCACCUCGCGAACGCAUACAUCGUCCAAAGUCGCCCAAGAAGCUGCUCUCCAGUUUCUUGUCAAGCGUCGGUCCUGGUGAUGAGCCACGAAACCUGCUCAGGAAAGAAUCAAGAGACCUGCCAGCUCUUCCCCUCUCUGCACAACCCUCGCUGUCACGGAUACCAGCGACUACAUCGAACAAACCCCCCAGUCGAGAGUCCCGACCGUCAUCUCGAGACCAGACUGCGAUCUCAUUCUCCUCGACAUCAAGUGAACCUCCUUCUGUGCAUCUGAAGAAGCUCGAAGACACACUGUCUGCCUAUGUACUGGCACUCCAAGCCCGAAAAGGCAACAUUGUGGGCAAGAACCUCAAAAUGCGACUCGUUGCAGACGACCUCCUUGUGAACGAGCUUUACAACAGUUUGCUUGAAGAUCCGAACAUGAUGGUGUUGGCUGCCCAGGCUCCACUCGAUGUACUAUUUGCCGCGUUCGAGAAGUUCUUGAACAUGGCGUGGAAGGACAGCAUUGGAGAAGUCAUGCCUACUUCAAUUCUGCGAGACAUCCAGUCAAAAGCCGAAUCGCUGUUUCCAAGAGACUUUGACGAGUACUUCAAGUCAGCACUGGGGAAGCUUGCGCCGCAGAACCAACGUGCUUUCAAGGGGAUCAUGAAGCUGCUUGCGGACUUGCUCGACGGAACUGGCAACGAUGGAGAUCGAGGCACGUUGACAGCUUGCUUCGCAGAGGUCUUGGUCAGCGAGGGUAACCCACACGACUACAUUGCCCUCUUUGACCGGUUCGUGGACGACACUGACACAUACUUUGGCGAGCCAAUUGAAGAACCUCGACAGAAUCAUGGAAGUGGCUCCGUCAAUUCGCACAAGAGAGCACGGUCGGUAAACUCAUCUUCCAUCACGAGCAACACCUCUUCACUACGACGGAAGUUCGGCUUCAGCACCCUAUCUCGAGAGAAUAGCAAAUCCGAGCAGGAGUCAAAAGUCGCUUCUGUCUGGCGGAGUCUUAGCAAGACAAGUCGAACCGAUGCCAGCCCUCACAAUAGCGUUUCGAAGGGCUCGCUCGGUCGAUCUCAGUCCAUAGACGAGGGUGUUGCACGAGGGAAUCGUCCCUUGUCGCAGGACAGUACGAAAGCCCACGGCUUUGGCGAAAUGCCGUCAAUGCCAGCGCUUGGCCGGACACCUUCGAGCCACAAUCUCGGUCUGUCGACCAUUGGAGAACAUCCAAGUUUCAUCCCUACAGGUCCACCCAGGAAGAAACGGCGUAGCUCGCUGUCAGUCCUGCAGAGUGUAGAGAACUCACCAAACCGCUCACCAUCACCGCCUCGGAGACCACCACUGAAACAGAGCAAGACCGAAGAGAAGGAGCUUCCAAUGUCGCCCCCUCCGAUGACUCCCUCAACAAAGAUGAAUAGCGGUAGAUUUGGCAGUCCUUCUCACGGCUCACCUCGCUCUCGGUUACCAUCGUCCUUUAGAGGAGAGCUAUCGCCUGGACCAAACAGAGCGAUUGGGUAUACUGAACAGCCACGGCCCAAGACGAGUGGAGGUGUUCCUGAUGAGGUGGUCAUCUCCAGCCGGCCAUUGUCAAACAUUCCAAGCUUGACCCCAAAGACUAGCUCGACGUCAAAGCAUCUGCCAGCUACGCCUGGACGCACUGGCCUCUCCGAGCGCCCAGGGGCUGGCAACAUCGUCAAGAAACCAUCGCCGCAACCAGAAAAGACGACAAGAGAUCGUAGCAAGACGGUUGGCACAGAGACUCCAGUACCUUCAACGCCGUCUAGGAAGCUACGCAUGCAGUCGCCGCAGAAGCUGCGUGAGCGUCUUCAAAAUGAGCAAAGCUCGAUUGUGGACGCACAGAACUCACUGCAGGACGAGCUCAGCAAGAUAGGAGACGAGCUGACUUCCUCGACCAGUGUUCGACAGUCUCCUGUGCGAGGUAGCAAGACGAUUGCUGCUCGGGGAUCCACAUCCCAACCAAGCAACAUGAACCUGGCGCAGCGUGUCCUCCGCAUGGAGGGUCAGUUGCCCAAGCAGGUCGACGAACUGAACAGCCGCAUCGGCAGCAUUCAGUCAGACCUCUCGUCCUCGCUUAGCGUGUCGGAGAACAAGUGCAAGAAGCUGGACGAGCUUUAUCGCGAAGCUAACGCGGAGAACGAGGCGCUAUACACGCGGUUCAACGACGAGCUCGGCAAAAUCAUGAAGGCGGUCAGAGGUGGAGAGGGGGUGGAAGAGCUCAAGAAGAAGCUCAAGGAGAGUCAGGAUGAGGCGGCUAAACUGAGGAGGGAGACGAGCCGGUUGAAGAGGGAGAAUGUUGGACUGAGAGCGCAGUUGAAGGAUUGA